This is a messenger RNA of Bombus pyrosoma, 1055 nucleotides long. Its product is annotated as UPF0545 protein C22orf39 homolog. The record is from RefSeq and is a predicted model, not a curated record. The transcript has 3 exons. Bases 585 to 977 code for a protein of 130 amino acids. Lineage: Eukaryota; Metazoa; Arthropoda; Insecta; Hymenoptera; Apidae.
CUCUAUCUUUUUUAAUAAGAUUUAAAUUUCACGUGAACAAUAGGAUUGUUAAAAUGAGAUUUUAUUAAUUAAGGAAAAGAUAGAAAUGAAACUUACUACUGUUUGCUAUAUAUAUAUAUAAGCUUAUUUGUAUUCUUAUUUUAAAGCAAAUUCACAUAGCAAACUUGUUUUCUGUCAGUAACAUUGAAAUAUAACCUAAAAUAUAAUGGAAAAUUAGAAAUUAUUUUAAACAUGAAUUACAGUAGUAUUUCUAAUUUUGUAAUUAUUUUAUUCGUUAUAUUAUAGAAAUAUCAUUAAUUACAUCAUCGACGUUGUGCAAUAUUACACACUAUUGGAGACAUUAAUAUAUAUUGUAUUUUAUCAUUAUAUAAAUAAGAUAUCUACUAAAAUCAAUUUUAUAUAUGCAAAGAGAAUAUCAAUGAUUAGUAAUUGUGUAAAAUUCAUUCUGUAAAUAUAAACUGUUACAGUUAUUUGUUCUAUCAAGGAAGAAAAUAGUUAGUGCCUGAUCACAAAGACAAGAGAAAGAUGCCAGAACCUAACAGUACAAUGAAAAACACUACACCUGAAGAGGAAAUUGCAUAUGAAUGAUCAGACCAUGUGAAAUGUAUAAAGAGGAAUAUAAGGAUUGUACAAGCAUAAAAGCACGAUUUCAUCAAUAUUUUGUAUUUGGAGAACCUCUAGACUGUAAACAGUGGAAAAUUGAUUAUAAGAAUUGCAAUCUAUGGUCUGAACAUAAAGAUAAAGAAGCAUGUAAGCAAUUAAUAAACAGUGAAAAGAAGCGCAGACUAGAGAGAUUAGAAGGUCAUUAUAAUAAUGAUAUUUGGCAAAAGAGAGAUAAACCUCCAGAAAAUUGGAAUGCUCCAUUGCCUGACUGGCUAGAAAAAGAAAGUAGUAAAUCAUAUUUACGAAUUGUAAGUGACAAAUUAAAAGAAAAUCAAAAUGAGAAAGAAGAAAAAAAGUUUUGUACCAUAAUGUAAGAACAAUUUAAUGUAUUUAACAUCCUAGAUAUUUUUAAGUAGUACGUGAUACUUCAAAAUAAAAAUUCAGAAAUUAAA